Lonchura striata (white-rumped munia) is the source of this 2498-nucleotide messenger RNA. RefSeq names its product scavenger receptor class B member 1 (gene SCARB1). The record is from RefSeq and is a predicted model, not a curated record. Gene Ontology annotation, biological process: plasma lipoprotein particle clearance; cholesterol import; cholesterol efflux. Gene Ontology annotation, molecular function: lipid binding; scavenger receptor activity; low-density lipoprotein particle binding. Gene Ontology annotation, cellular component: cytoplasm; caveola. NCBI's taxonomy places the organism in Eukaryota, Metazoa, Chordata, Aves, Passeriformes, Estrildidae.
UCGGCCCGCCAUGGCCGCGGCCCGGCGCAGGCUGUCCGUGGGGCUGGGGCUGGCCGGGCUGGCCUGCGCGCUCCUGGGGGGCUGCCUGCUGCUCGCGGGGCCGCGCAUCGUCCGCCGGCAGGUCAUCCAGAACGUCAGGAUCGACCCCAACAGCAUCUCCUUCCAAAUGUGGAAAGACAUCCCUGUUCCUUUCUACUUGACGGUGUAUUUCUUUGAAGUGCUGAACCCCAAGCAGGUCCUGCGGGGCGAGAAGCCGGUGCUGAGCCAGCGUGGGCCCUACGUGUACAGGGAGUACAGGUUUAAAACUAACAUCACCUUCUAUGACAACGAUACCGUUUCCUACCUGGAGUACCGGCACCUUUUCUUCCAGCCAGACCUGUCCAACGGCACGGAGGACGAGUACAUUGUUGUGCCAAACAUCAUGAUGAUGGGAGCAGCUGUGAUGAUGGAAAAACUGCCAGCUUUUGUGAAGUUUUUACUGAGUGGAGCCCUGGCCAGCCUGAAGCAGGAGGCGUUCAUGAACCGGACGGUGGGGGAGAUCAUGUGGGGCUACGAUGACCCCCUCAUAGACGCCAUCAACUUGAUUGUUCCUGGCCUGCUCCCUUUCAAGGGGAAGUUUGGAUUAUUCAUGGAUUUUAACAACUCCAACUCAGGGCUGUUCACCGUGAACACAGGCGUGAAGAACAUCAGUCAAGUCCACAUGGUGGAUUCGUGGAAUGGGAUGAAGAUGGUGAACUACUGGCGGAGCAGCCAGUGCAACAUGAUCAACGGGACAGCGGGGGAGAUGUGGCCACCCUUCCUGUCCCCAACCUUCCUGGACUUCUACAGCCCUGAUGCCUGCAGAUCCAUGAGGCUGGUGUACGAGCAGUCGGGGGACUUCAAGGGUGUGCCCACCUAUCGCUUCGUGGCACCCAAAACCCUCUUUGCCAACGGCACAGACUACCCACCCAACGAGGGCUUCUGCCCCUGCAUGCAGUCUGGCAUCCUGAACGUCAGCACCUGUAGGCUCAAUGCGCCGAUGUUCAUUUCCCACCCUCACUUCUACAACGCCGACCCAUCCCUGGUGAAUGCAGUGGAAGGCCUGCACCCCAACAAGGACCAGCACGGGCUUUUCCUCGAUCUGCACCCUAUGACAGGCAUCCCCAUGAACUGCUCCAUCAAGCUCCAGCUGAACCUGUACAUAAAGCAUGUGUCUGGUAUCACUCAAACAGGGAAGAUUAAGCCAGUGGUCCUGCCGCUGCUGUGGUUUGCAGAGAGCGGAUCCAUCGAGGGCUCGGUCCUAAAGCAGUUUUACACCAACCUGGUGCUGCUCCCGUCGGUGCUGGAGUACCUGCAGUACACCCUCCUUGGCCUGAGUGUCCCUCUCAUUAUCUCAGCAGCUGUGCUCAUGGCAGUGAGGAAGGGAAGCAUCGCCGAGAAGAGCCCUGGUCCCUGCAGCACGCAGAGCAAAGCCACCCCCUCCUCUGAGACCACGCCACUGCUGUGUGACAGCCCCGAGGCCUGAGCCACCCCCAGCACGCUUCCCACGGGGACAGCUCCUCCCUGGGACACCCUCCUGCUGGGACAGCUCCCCACUGGGACACAGCCACGCUGCAGGUGAUGCUGCUUUGGGUCCCCAGAGCUCUCUGGGAGAUGAAGUCGUGGACAGCUCGGCCAAGAUCCUGCACAGCAAAACCAUGGGACAGUGAUGCUGCUCAGCAUACCUGCUCAUCCAGAAGCCUCAACACUGUUCCAGAACCCGUUUGUCCCCAAGGGCCAGCCUGAGCCACUGCUCUUCUCUCCAGUGGAAUGAAGAUGGUUGCUGACUGAUCUGAGAAGUUAUUUGCAAUUUAAAACUGCCUAUUGCUAGGGAUAAAAUGCACUCUAAUGGCAGCCUUUAAAAUAAAUGAGGUUUGUAUAGGUAGCACUGAUGGGAUUUAGUGAUCUUUUUAAAAGCCACUGUUCAUCUCACCAAAUGGGACACGCUGUCCUGCAGCCACUCACAGUUUUAUUGCCACUUUUGGACUACACUGCAAAUCAUUUCUGGGCUCUGUCACUUCAGUGAUAUCUCUUGCCACAGUACCUGGAGCCUGCCUGGGGCUGCUCCAGCUUUUGCUCGUGUUGGAGAGGAGUGGUGACUUUCAAAGGCCCAGCUCUGUGCCAUGCCCUUGUGCUGCACAGCAAUUCCAGCUCACAGCCCUGUUACUUAAUCUCUCCUGGCUGUAGGUGCUGUGUGAGAUGAGCCUUGGCAAAAGCUUGGUGGUCCAUGUGAGGUGUCACUCAGCUCCUGGCAGUUGUCCCUGCUGCCUGCUCUGCCAUCUGGGACCAGCUCUUCUGGUUGUGGCCAUCAGCACUGGGAGGCACUGGUCACCCUGGCUGACCAUGGGAGGGGGGAGCUUCGCCCUGUCCUUGUGUGUUAAUGAAGAUAUUUGUGCUUUUGGGAAGCAGGAAUGAGUGCAAUCCUGAAAGUAACCAUGGCCUUAAGUAGGGUUUGAUUAAAGUAUUGCAGAUUUCUGAAA